CGUCGUCGUCGUCGUCGUCGUCGUCGUCGUCGUCGACAACGACUUUUCUAUUGUCGUUGUCAUGGGGCCGGACUCGGAGCGAUAAUUAAGGUUUGGUGACGAGUGCAGACGGGGUGCUCUGACACGGAGCUGCGCCCCUGGAGGCAGCACGACCCCAUGCUCAUGGGGAUUCGGAUAUUGCUCUCAAGGGGAAGCUUGCGCGGCCUUGGCGCGCGGUCUGUCGACGUACGUACUCCACGGCCGGCACAUGGAUGCUUUCAGAUCCGAUAUCUGGCGGAUCGUGUUGGUCGCCGUGGAAGGGGACCCUGGACGAGUCUGGAGGCUGGAGGCCACCUCGAACGAAGACGGAAGGAGGCGAAGACGAUAGGCCAGGCCAGGCCAGGGCACUCCUGCGAGAGCAGUCGCCGCUCCUGCUUGAAACGUUGUCCUCACACAUUGUGUUCGUGAGCGGUCGUGCCUGGGGCUGGCCGGAGGGAACCACCCGUCCGGAGCCAGGGAUGCAUGGUUGUGUGCUCGAGCGAAUGAGAAGGGGACGCUGGCUUUGGAGGAGUCAUUGCGUGCCCUGUCGCAUAUUCGGCGUCGGGACUUGGCUUUCUGGCUCGGCACACAAUUGCCGUACAGGAGGAUACAGAGAAUGGACUGGCACAGGCAGGCGUCCUGGAGAUGAGUACUUAGCGUACGUACGUAGCUGGUGCGUACACAUGUGAUUGAC
Messenger RNA from Microdochium trichocladiopsis, 712 nucleotides. RefSeq lists its product as uncharacterized. Lineage: Eukaryota; Fungi; Ascomycota; Sordariomycetes; Xylariales; Microdochiaceae. The transcript has a single exon. The record is from RefSeq and is a predicted model, not a curated record. Bases 252 to 707 code for a protein of 151 amino acids.